GAACAAAGAACCCGACAGCUGCUCGAACUAGAAGAGAUAGGAGACAGAAAACCGUCACAAUUUCUUCGACACCUUCGAACACUUGCUGGAAAUAAUGUUCCAGAUUCCCUUCUACGAACACUAUGGCUUGGAAGACUUCCGAUUCAAAUGCAGAUGGUCCUCGCUACACGACUAGAAGAUCCGCUAAAUAAUGUUGCAGAACAAGCAGACCGGAUCCAUGAAAUGUCUAGCAAAACCCUUGUAGUUGCUGCUACCUCGACAACUCCAAAAAAAACCUUGGAACAGCAGGUACAAGAAUUGACAAAACAAUUAGCAAAUUUAACCACGCAUCUCUCAAGAAGUAGAGAAAGAAAAAGUGGUAGAUGGAGAAAUCAGAGUAGGAGCAGAAGUUCCUCCAGAAAAAAAGAAUUCAAUGAAAAAUACUGCUUCUAUCAUAAUCGAUUUGGAGAGAAAGCAAAAAAAUGCACUGAGCCUUGUUCUUACCAAACGGAAGAAAAAAAAACAACUCAGGGCAAUCCCUAA
Messenger RNA from Vollenhovia emeryi, 522 nucleotides. RefSeq lists its product as uncharacterized. The annotation marks the transcript as partial. NCBI's taxonomy places the organism in Eukaryota, Metazoa, Arthropoda, Insecta, Hymenoptera, Formicidae. The record is from RefSeq and is a predicted model, not a curated record. The transcript has a single exon.